GACCGUGAGGAGGGGUAACUGAUUGAUAAGUCAGAUCAUUUCUCUCUUGUCGGUUUGGCUUUGGCACCUCAUCUCAUCGCCGUUGUAAUCUUGGUUGUUGAUAAAAAUGGCUGAAAAAGUUGGAUUUGGCGAAAGCCUCCGCAGUGAGUAGCUACUGACAUCUUGGUUGGGGUAUGUACUGAUGGUGCCCAGCGUUCUUCUUGGGAGCGGCGGCAAAGUCGAAGGAGGAGAGACGUCUUGUCAGAAAAUUAGAUUUCUUUAUCAUGACAUAUUGUUGUCUCAGCUACUUCUUCAACUUCCUUGAUCGUGCGGCAUUUGCCAACGCCUAUGUUGCUGGUCUUCGUGAAUCCCUCAGCAUGACUGGUCAUGAUUACAAUACUGUCCUCUCUGUCACCACCGCAGGAAUGGCUAUUGGCCAGCUUCCUCAUGGCAUCAUCAUCCAGAAGAUCGCACCUCGAAUCUGGUUCCCAUCCAUGGUUGUAAUCUGGGCUGGUCUGACAAUGGCUAGUGCAGCUGCCAAGACCGUUACUCAACUCUGUGUCAUCAGGUUCUUCCUCGGUUUGGCCGAAGCCAGUACUUAUGCCGGAACCAUCUACAUCAUUGGCGCAUGGUACAAGCCUGAAGAGAUCUCUAAGCGAACUGCCCUCUUCACUGCCGCGGGUCAAGUCGGUACCAUGUUUGCUGGUGUUAUGAUGACAGCCAUUCACAAAGGCAUGAGAGGCAUGUCCGGCCUCCAGGGAUGGCAGUGGGUGUUCUUAAUCGAUGGUAUCAUCACCCUUCCCAUUGCCCUGUUCGGCUUCCUUUACUUCCCUGAUAUUCCCGAAAUCACCAAGGCGAAGUACCUAUCCCAAGAUGAGAGAAAGCUGGCAGUUUCCCGACUCCCUCCUAUCAAGACCGAUGGUCACAACAUUAUGCCCAUGUCUCUGAUCAAGCGAGUCUUCCUUACUCCUAUGUUCUGGAUCCUCUUCUUUUGGUCACCUGUCUGCGCCAGCGUCGAGGGGUUCCCCUUUCAAAAUACUUUCCUCCUCUGGCUCAAGUAUUACAAAGAAAAGUUCUCACAAACCCAGAUCAACACUUACCCUCUCGGUGUGCAGGCCGUUGGUAUCGCUGCGAAUAUGCUUGCAGCAUGGCACAUGGACGCAACCGGCCAGCGCGUUCCAAUGGCCAUCCUCGCCGUCCUUCUUCAAGUUGUUGUAGGAGCCAUGCUUCUCGUGAGGAAUCUGUCUGAUGCUGGGGUCAUGUUUGCCUUUUACCUCGCUGGAUCAGCGUACAUGGUCAACCCCCUCAUCUUCGGCUGGGCGAACAUCAUUCUACAGCGAACAGGUGAUGAUGCCGUGCGCAGUGUGACACUGUACUCCAUGAAUAUCGGCUCCAUGGUCCUUUGGACAUUCUGGGGUAUCAUUUUCUACAGUGCUGCUGACGCACCUUAUUGGAAGAAGGGCGCUAUCUCUCUUCUUGCUUGCUGUGGUGUCAUGUUCUGUUACAUCUGGCUGGUCCAAUAUCUUGACAAACUCACCAUGAAGAAGUAUGGUGACCGAACCGUAGAGGAUCUCGAGGGGCCCGUCGAAGUGAGCGAGUCUGAGAAGGGCAAUGCUACCAAGGUGUCAGAAAAGAACUUAACUUCAUGAAGUCACUGUUGUCCAAGAGACAUGAGAGUAAAUCAUAGCACAUGGAGGGUGUAUUAUAACUUGUGAUCAUGGCUUAUGCUGGAUGCGAGUUAGUCCGUUGCCUAUAGACAGAGCAUGGACAUUCAGAGUUGUGGUAUAGCCUAGAUAAAUCCAGAUGAAUCCAGAUCAUCGAGUCUCAACAGGGCACCCGGAAGUUCAAUGUCGUCAAUUUCGUCGAUGGAAAGGUGCUCACUCAUGUUAUCUUGGCUCUCAUAUAGUUAUUCAAUGAGUCGGUUAUGAGUAUUGAGUUUCUGAGCAGGAGAAGAACGAACUGAUAGUCGGCGUAGCCUUUAUAACUGGUGAUUGGGCUUCGACAGCAUUAUUCACAUGCUGACUCUCGCCAGCAAUUGUCUCCCAACCCAUCCAUGUUCAGACUCAAUUGCAUCACCUUACGUCAGAUCAGAAUUUCCAAGCCUC
Messenger RNA from Fusarium verticillioides 7600, 2084 nucleotides. RefSeq lists its product as hypothetical. The coding region runs from base 264 to 1628 and encodes 454 amino acids. Gene Ontology annotation, cellular component: plasma membrane. Gene Ontology annotation, biological process: pantothenate import across plasma membrane. The record is from RefSeq and is a predicted model, not a curated record. The transcript is spliced from 10 exons. Gene Ontology annotation, molecular function: pantothenate transmembrane transporter activity. Lineage: Eukaryota; Fungi; Ascomycota; Sordariomycetes; Hypocreales; Nectriaceae.